AUGGAAGUCACCGCCAGCAUCAUUGCCGUUCUUCAACUCAGUGAGCGCGUGAUUGGCGCGUGCAAGUGGUACAUUGAUGCGUAUCAAGACUACCCCAAGGAUCUUCGAUUGAUCUACCUUGAGACGUCUUCAAUCAGAGCCGUUUUUGAAACCCUAAGCUUCCUUGAUCCCCAUGACCCAGAAGAUUCCGAAGCAUUACAGAUACUGAAACGCCCGGACGGACCGAUCGCCGGUUGCAAUGAAGCGAUCGGUGAGUUGAGUAAGUUGUUGCCACUGGCAAACGCGCACUCUGGGGCGAGAAAGUCAAAGAAGAAAAAACUAGAAUCGACCUGGACCACGUUGGCCUGGCCGUUGAAAUGUGAGAAGGCUCGCAAGCUGCUCGAUGAGCUCAACAGCCACAAAGCCACCAUCAACAUGACGCUCACUGGUCAGAUACUGUACGAGUUGGGAACGGUACAGAACGCUGUGGACAUUGCGAACCAGACAUUAACAUAUGCACAGAAACGGGAAGUUUGCGAUUGGUUGGAAAUCGUGAACCCUUCUCCGAACCACAACGCGGCCGUUGACUUGUACGUCGAUGGAACGGGAGACUGGGUCUUUCGUUCUCAGCCCUGGAACGAUUGGAUUGACCGAAAAAGUCGUGUUAUUUGGAUGCAUGGAAUCCCCGACGCCGGCAACACCGUCCUAACAGCGCAUCUUUUCCGGCACAUUUUGAAGCGAUGUGAGCAAAGUUCUAGUAGCAAGGUAGAGUGCGUCUAUUUCUACUGCUACCACGGCCACAAUCGAGACGAGACUAUGCCAUUUUUGCGAUGGCUACUCAGCCAGUUGUGUCGAAAAACGAGCAAAGUUCCAAAUCCUGUCUAUCACGCCUUCAGAUCGCACCUCGAACCAAGCAAAAUCCGAGGUGAAGCAGUGUGA
Fusarium vanettenii 77-13-4 is the source of this 918-nucleotide messenger RNA. RefSeq lists its product as uncharacterized. Bases 1 to 918 code for a protein of 305 amino acids. The transcript is spliced from 3 exons. Lineage: Eukaryota; Fungi; Ascomycota; Sordariomycetes; Hypocreales; Nectriaceae. The record is from RefSeq and is a predicted model, not a curated record.